GCGAGCCCGGCAGGGGGCGCUGCGGGUCCCGGCGCCCCGGAGGCCUGCGCGCGCCACCGUCGCCUGCGCUCCCGCCAGGAGGAGCUGGCUGUGGUGGAGAACCCUACGCGCAGCAACGGAGGCCGGGACCUUAGGCGGACAGGUUCCGGGUUGGAGGUGAAGCCAUGAAGAGCAAGUAGAACAGACAAUAAUGCUUUACCGUAAUCGCUUCUUGGUGCUGCUGGCCCUGGCUGGGCUGCUGGCCUUCCUGAGCCUCAGCCUGCAGUUCUUCCACCUCAUCCCAGUGUCCACAACCAAGGAUGGCGGGGGCAGCAAGAGCCGGAAGAGGAUCAUGCCAGACCCGGUGACGGAGCCGCCCACGGUAGACCCGGUGUAUGAAGCGCUUCUCUACUGCAACAUUCCGAGUGUAGCCGAGCACAGCAUGGAAGGUCACGCCCCGCAUCAUUAUAAGCUGGUCUCGGUUCAUGUGUUCAUUCGCCACGGGGACAGGUACCCACUGUAUGCCAUUCCCAAAACCAAGCGACCAGAAAUUGACUGCACUCUAGUGGCUAGCAGGAAGCCAUAUCACCCUAAACUAGAAGCUUUCGUUACUCACAUGUCGAAAGGACCAGGAGCCUCUUUUGAAAGCCCCUUAAAUUCCCUGCCUCUUUACCCUAACCAUCCUCUUUGUGAGAUGGGAGAGCUCACACAGACAGGAGUUGUGCAGCAUCUGCAGAAUGGCCAGUUGCUGAGGGACAUCUAUCUGAGGAAACACAAACUUCUGCCGAACAACUGGUCCUCAGAGCAUCUUUACCUGGAGACCACUGGGAAGAGCCGCACCCUGCAGAGUGGGCUGGCCUUACUCUACGGCUUCCUCCCAGAUUUUGACUGGAAGAAAAUUUAUUUCAAGCACCAGCCAAGUGCCCUGUUCUGUUCUGGAAGCUGCUACUGCCCACUGAGAAACCAGUAUCUAGAGAAGGAGCAGCGACGGCAGUACCUCCUACGCCUGAAGAACAACGACCUGGAGCGGACCUACGGGGAGAUGGCCAAGAUCGUGGACAUCCCCACCAAGCAGCUGCGGGCGGCCAACCCCAUCGACUCCAUGCUCUGCCACUUUUGCCACAACGUCAGCUUCCCCUGCAGCAGAGGUGGCUGCCUGGGCAUGGAGCACUUCAAGGUGAUCAAGACGCACCAGAUAGAGGAUGAGCGUGAGAGGCACGAAAAGCCCCUGUACUUUGGGUAUUCGCUCCUCGGGGCCCACCCCAUCCUGAACCAGACGGUCAACCGGAUGCAGCGAGCCGCCGCAGGCUGGACCCACGAGCUGUUCACCCUCUAUUCUGCUCAUGAUGUCACUCUGUCACCGGUCCUCAGUGCCUUGGGGCUUUUGGAAGCCAGGUUCCCAAGGUUCGCCGCCAGGCUGAUCUUUGAGCUCUGGCAAGACCGUCAAAAGCCCAGUGAACAUUCCGUCCGGAUUCUUUAUAAUGGGGCUGACGUCACCUUCCACACCUCUUUCUGCCAUGACUUCCACAAGCGUUCUCCCAAGCCCAUGUGUCCUCUUGAGAACUUGGUUCGCUUUGUCAAAAGGGAUAUGUUCGUCGCCCUGGACGGCAGUAGUACUAAUUAUCAUGAUGCAUGUCAUGGGCAAGGGGCCUAAAGUAUUUAGCCCAGCUUUGUUCUCUUGCUGGUUCCGUCUGUUGCUAAAUCAUGGUUGGAGAUCUAAUGGAUGCAGAUUAGGUUGGGUGAUCAUGCCUGUGGUUUCGGACAAACAGGAAGCACAUAACAGUAUGUCCCUAUGGUACGAAAUUGCCGGUUCACAGAGGGAAAAGGGUCCACUAUCAUAGCUGUGUGUGGUCUAGAACGCUAGCAUCAGGUUCAGUGCUCAAAGCUGCCAAUCCAAGCUGAUACAUGCUUGGGCCUGCCGUGGAACCAGCAAACCUCUGCCAAAAUCUUCUUGUUCUUGAACACUUACCUUAACCUUGUUGAGCGGAAAAUGUUCCCAAAGUUAUGAGUUCAAAGUGGGGUGACAGCCUUUUUAUGAAGGAACUGGAAGGUUGGUAUCUUAGAUUCUGUAGACCUAAAGGUCGCACGGGGGCGUUGCCACAUCUCAGCUGUGCUCUGGGGACACGACGACACAUAAAUGGGUGUGUGUGUGUGUGUGUGACUGUGUUUGUGUUCCACGGACCAAACAGAAUAGGUGGCAGCCAGCUGUGGCUCACGGACUGUGUUUGCUGACCCCUGAUCUAUACAAAACAAAACAAAACCCAGGCUGUUACAGUUGCACUUCCUGCACUUUGGGAACCAGCUGAAUGCCAAGUUGUUUAGCAGGUCCUUUAGUAGCUUCUGCUAGAAACACAGAAUUGGGUCUCUAUCUGACGUGGUGACAAAGUCAAGGGGAAAUAAACGUUGGGGUCAGAGGGCUCAUAGGAAAUGAUACAAUACUUGAUGCUCAUGGUGAUUGUGGCACAACAUAGCUUUAAGUGUGUUCCAGAUCUUGUCUGCGAUAGUCUGUUGGCUUCAUAUGCUGGAAUUUUUGUAUUCCAUUUAGUAUUUUUAUAGUCUAGGAGAAUAUUUUCUGAGACCAGUUUUAGAUGUGUUCUUAUCCCUGUUUCGAUUUGCUGCACCUGCUUAGUGGUUGGAAGGAGGCCAAAAGCCGAAUUGGGGCACUUUUUUCCCCCUUCCAAAAAAUAAAUCACUAAUAACUCAUUCCCUUUGACAAGCUGGAAAAUUGGGUCCAUUUUUGAACCAUUUUCGUCAGUUUCGAAUGCCAAAUUCCAAUUGAUUUUUAAAGAGGUUUCUAGAAAAAAAAACAACUUUGUUACUCGAUGUUGAAUAAUCUUUCUAAAAUAUUUUCUAUAAAAGGCACAAUCACAGCUCACUCCUUGAUUUCUAGGACAGUGGUGCUAGUUUGAUUCGAAGACCUGGCCCGUGCACGUGGGGUUCUCCGGCAGCUGGCAUUCCAGCCCUUUCUCUUCCUUCUUGUCUGGUGUUGCAUUUGAACAUGUUUUGUUUGUAGAAAUAAAGAUUUUGAAGAAUUCUUA
This is a messenger RNA of Alexandromys fortis (reed vole), 3017 nucleotides long. RefSeq names its product 2-phosphoxylose phosphatase 1 (gene Pxylp1). Gene Ontology annotation, biological process: chondroitin sulfate proteoglycan biosynthetic process; glycosaminoglycan biosynthetic process; dephosphorylation. The record is from RefSeq and is a predicted model, not a curated record. Gene Ontology annotation, molecular function: phosphatase activity. The transcript has 6 exons. Lineage: Eukaryota; Metazoa; Chordata; Mammalia; Rodentia; Cricetidae. Gene Ontology annotation, cellular component: Golgi apparatus. Bases 191 to 1633 code for a protein of 480 amino acids.